CCGGCCAGCUGGGGUCAUGGGGCGUCCAGCGGCGUGGCCAACGGCCGUGGUCCUCCUGGUCCUCCUCGCCGACGUCUACAGCUUCUCCCAGCCUCUACCGAGAGUCUUCCUGCCCUUCAAAGAGCUGCAGGUCUCCCAGGCCUUGGAGCAUUACAGCCUGUCCGAGGAGCCCAUGGACUACAGGAUCCUGCUGAUGGACGAGGACCAGGACCGCAUGUAUGUGGGCUGCAAGAACCACGUUCUGUCCAUGAACAUCAACAACAUCACCCAGGAGACGAUAAAGGUGUUUUGGCCGGCAUCCAGCAGCAAAAUCGAGGAGUGCCAAAUGGCUGGCAAGGACCCCACGCAUGGAUGUGGGAACUUCCUCAGGGUCAUCCAGCCCUUUAACCGAACUCACCUGUUCAUCUGUGGCAGUGGUGCCUAUAGCCCUGUCUGUGCAUACAUCAACAGGGGUCGAAGGCCAGAGGAGCAAGUGUUCUACGUGGACUCGCGGGCGGAGUCAGGGAAGGGGAGGUGCUCCUUCAACCCCAGGGUCAACACCGUGUCCGUCAUGCUCAACCAGGAGCUGUUCUCUGGAAUGUACAUCGACUUCAUGGGGACGGACGCAGCCAUUUUCAGGAGCCUCACCAGGAGAAAUGCGGUCAGGACGGACCAGCACAACUCCAAGUGGCUGAGCGAACCCAUUUUCAUCGAUGCCCAGUUGAUCCCAGAUGGAUCAGACCCCAAUGACACCAAACUGUACUUCUUCUUCCGAGAGAGGCUGACAGACAACAGUGGCAACACCAAGCACAUCCACACCAUGGUGGCCAGAGUGUGUCCGAAUGACAUCGGGGGUCAGCGGAGCCUGGUGAACAAGUGGACCACCUUCCUGAAGGCCCGGAUGGUGUGCUCAGUGGUGGAGCCAGAUGGCACAGAGACCCACUUCGACGAGCUCGAGAGCAUAUUUUUGCUGGAAACGGAACAUCCCAAAAACCUCUUGCUCUUCGGUAUUUUCACAUCCACAAGCUCGGUGUUCAAGGGCUCGGCGGUCUGCAUGUACAACAUGGCCGACAUCCUGACCGUCUUCAACGGCCCCUUCGCCCACAGAGAUGGGCCCAACUUCCAGUGGGUGGCGUACCAGGGCAGGAUACCUUACCCCAGGCCGGGCACGUGCCCGGGUGGGGCCUUCACCCCCAAUGUCCACACAACCAAAGAGUUCCCAGACGAGGUGGUCAGCUUCAUAAGGAACCACCCCGUGAUGUUCAAUCCCAUCUACCCCGUGGGCAGGAAGCCACUGGUGGUGCGCACACAAGCAGACUACAAGUACACUGCCAUCGCUGUGGAUCAGGUCAUCGCUGCCGAUGGCCGCUACCAGGUCUUAUUCCUGGGAACGGACAAAGGAACAGUGCAGAAGGUGAUUGUUCUGCCUACCAACCGCUCCCUGGAUGAGGACUUGAUCCUGGAGGAGUUAGAAGUGUUCAAGGAUCAGGCUCCUGUGACCAAUUUAAGAAUUUCCUCUAAAAAGCAACAGCUAUACGUGAGCUCGGAGUACGGCGUAUCCCAGGUGUCUUUGCACCGUUGCCAUGCCUACGGCUCAGCCUGUGCUGACUGCUGCCUGGCUCGAGACCCGUACUGUGCUUGGGACGGCCUGACCUGCUCCCACUUCUACCCCAUGGGAAAGAGGAGGAGCAGAAGGCAGGACAUCAUUCAUGGAAACCCUUUGACCCAGUGCAGAGGUUACAACCUGAAAGCCUACAGAAACGCAGCAGAGAUGACGCAGUAUGGUGUGAAGAACAACACCACCUUUCUGGAAUGCAUACCCAAGUCCCCCCAGGCUUCCAUUAAAUGGCUGAUCCAAAGGGACAAUGACAGGAGGAAAGAGGUGAAGCUGAGCAAUCGGGUGGUGUCCACAGACCACGGCCUCCUCAUCCGCUCCAUCCAGCCCUUGGACCAGGGCCUCUACCACUGCCUGGCCACGGAGAACAACUUCAAGCGUACGGUGGCCAAGAUCCGUCUGAAGGUGCUGGGCGACGCCUUGGUGAUGUCCCUGACAGACAAGCAGCAGUCGCCCUGGGCGAUGGCGACCGCGCUCCACCCCAAAUCCGUGCUGUCGGCCUUCAGCCCCGCGGAGGCCCAGGCGUUGCAGCAGUACUGCAAGGAGCAGCAGCAGGUGCAGCGGAUGGGGCCUCUGAGGGGAGACAUGGCCAAACUCAAGAGCCUCAUGGACCACAGGAAGAGUCGCAACCGCAGGAACCACCUGCCUGAGGAGUAGGUGAAGGGGGCGGGGUAGGGGCGGGGAAAGGGUGGGGCUGUGGG
Megalops cyprinoides (Indo-Pacific tarpon) is the source of this 2295-nucleotide messenger RNA. Its product is annotated as semaphorin-3C-like. The record is from RefSeq and is a predicted model, not a curated record. NCBI's taxonomy places the organism in Eukaryota, Metazoa, Chordata, Actinopteri, Elopiformes, Megalopidae. The transcript is spliced from 17 exons. Gene Ontology annotation, biological process: semaphorin-plexin signaling pathway; negative chemotaxis; negative regulation of axon extension involved in axon guidance. Gene Ontology annotation, molecular function: chemorepellent activity; semaphorin receptor binding. The coding region runs from base 17 to 2251 and encodes 744 amino acids.